This is a messenger RNA of Clonostachys rhizophaga, 504 nucleotides long. The record is from the annotation of a GenBank genome assembly. NCBI's taxonomy places the organism in Eukaryota, Fungi, Ascomycota, Sordariomycetes, Hypocreales, Bionectriaceae.
AUGUCCGUACCGGCAAAAGAACCUGAAACUAAAGGCAUUGAAUUCAUCGAAGCCGAUCAAGAAGAGAAUAAUCAAACAAAAGAGAGCACCCAACUCGAGAGCUCUACCACCUCCAUAAACAGCAGCAUUCUCCGCUACCGUGAGGAAAAUGGCCGCACCUACCAUGCAUACAAAGACGAAAAGUACGAGCGCCUCGACCUUCAGUAUCACCUCAGCCUGCGUACACUGGAUGAUAAGCUCUAUAUCUGCCCCGUAGGUCGUGAUGGCGGGAUCCCAUUACGCAACGUCCUCGAUCUCGGCACCGGAACUGGCGCUUGGGCUCUCGAUUUUGCCGAAGAGAACCCUGAGACUCAAGUGUAUGGCGUCGAUUUGAGCCCUAUUCAGGGUCCCUUUGUACCGCCCAACGUCACCUUCCAGGUGGACGAUGUUGAGGAUCAGUGGACGUACAGCACCAAAUUCGACUUUAUUUACAGUCGCCACAUGACAUCUUCCAUAUCGGAUUGA